AUCAGUUCUUGGUAAAACCAAACUUCAAUAAACCGUUGGGUUAAUGCGCGGAUGUGCGGAUACUUUCAGUUAAUUUUGAAUUUUUCGAGGAACGGUGAAGGUCCGCGCUUGAAUCAAAUCCUAAGUGAGGGACUCCGAAUAGGAUUCAUUGGAUGACAAACUAACGUGCAGCCAGGAAUUAUCGAUUCAGAUCCCACCUCUUUUGGGCACAAACUGGAUUGACAAAAGUCAGAGUCCAAUCACUACGAAGUACAAUCAGCACGAUGACAUCAAAUAGUUGUUUAAUCAGUCUAGGCCUUCUCCUGGUCCUUAUUCAAAUUCUAGCUCCAGCAAAGGCUGCGGAGCACUCAGUGUUCACCCACAAAAACGCAUCAUCGGUCUUGGGUCAAUUGGUUACCUCGAGUACCCUAGUAUGGGAAAGCUAUGACCCCAAGGAUGCUACACAGUUGCAGUUCGCCGUGGAGGGCGGAAAGUACGUUACUGAGGAUGAGCAUUACCCCAUGUACGUAUGUCGUGUACCAAUCGAUGGUAUCCAAGUGUCCGGCCAUACCGAGAAAAUCCUUCAGAGACACGUCUGCCUUGCGGCCCACUAUAAGCACGGAAAAUACGACAACUUCGAUGUCCUUAUGAACAAGGGUCACCUGGGGAAGGUUGGCUGGCGUCAUUGGCGUAAGUUCGAUGCUGGUGUUCCCGUCGGUGCCAUACGCAUUGGAGAUGACUCUUACAUUGGUCGCCAUCGGGCCCCAAGUCAACCGAACAAGGACGGGGUCGUCACCCAUUGGGGAGCAGACUUCAAUCUGGGCCACUUGGAGCCGGUGGGUCUGGGAAAAAUUAGGGUCAUCGAAGCCGAACGUGAGAAGUACUACGACGACGGCGAGGUUUUAGUCGAAACAGAGCCCUUCCGAUACGAGCUCAGGGACAUCAAACUGGAUCGAUUGCGCACUGAUAUUCAAGAGAAUAUGACUGAACUGGUUACUAGGAAGCUUGAAAAUCUGGAAGAUAAAUAUAGUACUGUGGAGACUAUUCUAAGCUAUACCUUUAACUAUAAUCAAUAUUGGGGAUCCCACGAGGGUGUUGCUCGUGGUUUACCAACAAAAAUAUUUGAAAAAGAUGAAGCCGUUCCGGCUGAAAUUAAUUGGGCCUUAAAACACACCGAAAAGCGAUCGGAAAACAAGGCAGUGCACACGAAACUUUGGCCUGGUACAGCAAUUAAUGUUACGCUACGUGGCAAUUAUGUGACCCUGGAGGCGCCGUACAGUGGCAAGCUCUUUGCUUUUUAUUACGGAAGCGAUGAAAGUGUUUCCCGAAAGAUCAGCGCAGAGGUGCGAAAGAGCUACUUGAAGGAGGUGAAGCUGGAGUUCAGCCCCGUCUACUGGAUUGAGAACGGUACUCUGGUACCCACAACGACCACCACAACGACCACAUCCACAUCGACCACGACACAUGCCACCACAACCAGCACCAACGAGCCGACGCCCAUAAAUGAGCCCCCGCUGGUCCAUAUGAAGGACAACGGUGUGCAGCAUUCAGGUCCCGAUACGCUGGAGAAGACCUUGCAUGACUCCCCGUCCAGCAACGAAUUAAAUUCGCACGAGGCUCCAGAGAACAUGUCCUCCGACCCGGGAAAGGAUGUGGCGCUGGCAGGGUUCGGAGUCAACGCAGCGGGGUCAACAUUUAUUGCGGGGUCGGCUUUAUUAACUCUACUUUUAACAAUUUUUUUGAGUCUGUAGAUGAAAUUGAGCUGUGGACUCAGUAUAGAGUUUAAUUGUUGUUGUUGUACCUGUUGUACCCGUCUUUGAGAGCGUCAGAGAAACGUAAUAAGCAGAUAGACAUUGUAUGAAUAUAUAAACUCCAAGAACCGGGAGCGAAAAGCGAAAAGCGAAAAGCAAAAGUCGAUAUUUUUUAUACUUGUCCCAAGGCUUCUUCUUUAACACGCAUGCAAGCGAAAGCGAAUUUAAAUGAUCAUUAAAAUAAACGUAAUACAUUCCUAAACAGAACCUCUUACAAUCGGAAAUAAAUCAAAAGUAUAAUUAAAAAUAAAUUUAUUCAUAUUUUUAUGUAGAAAUAUUUUACAAGUUUUUUUUAUUUGCAAGGAUUUAAAUGGCUUUUCAUUUUUGUAGUUAGUAAGCAGCAUUAACAGCAAGUAGAAAAAAUAUUAAACUUGAAUUGACAUUUGCUUAGGGAUGGUAUUAUAGAUCACGCUCUCUAAAAUGAUGUAUGUAUAGUAUACCUGUAUGUCAAAUAUGUAAACCUAUGUAUAACAUAAGUACGAGUAUGUAUGCUAUUUUUUAGGCCAAACACUCAAAAUAUGUAAAAUAGAUAUUUUUAUUUGAGCCCUUUGAUUUAAAGUAUGAUUUGCGUUUAUUUAAGGCUAAUCUCUAUCAUAAUUAAUUUGAUUUUAAUUAAAACUUCAUUAAAGAAACAAUGAAUAUAUAUAAAUAAAAGGCUUGUAAAUGAAAAUCGAAACAAUAUUGGUUUUCUUUUGCUUUUAAAAUUUUUUUUUUAUAAAAAACUACGCUGAAUAAGUGCUGUCAAUUCAAAACAGUUAAUGAUAAGUUUGUUACAUUCUAACGACCAAUUUAUACAUCUUUAUAAUCAAGCCAGUAGCUCAAUCGGGCUCGAGACAAUACUUUAUUAAAGUCUCUUUAAGCUCAUAAAAUAUUCAGCGCACAAUACCACUAUCAUCAAUACAUUCGAAUUCGCUCUUUGAGUCACACCUGCGCCUACCUUUUCAGCGCAAUGUCAUUGAAAUGAUAGUUGACACGUGGAAAAUAAGCGAGUGGGAGGAGGAAUCAAACAUAUAAACAUAUAAAUUAAAUUAACUAAAAUGGGGCAGGGGCCAUCGGUCUGUUUCCAAUAGAUGUAAGCUAUCUAUUCGCAUAUGGAUAUGGAAUGCUGUCUGCUGGGCUUUUGUUAACAAUGCAAUUUGUGCUGAACUGCUUUGAUAGUCUUAAAUCUGCUCAGCUUCCUUCGCUCCUUCCUAGCUGUUGGAAUCUAGUUCUCAAAAUAAGGUUGAUAGCAACCUGGCAAAAAAUGGUUUCGCAUUAGAAACCCAUGUAUUGUCAGGCGAGCGAUAUUUUUAAAGCGUGACCACAUGAUGGCUAUGAAACGGGUUUUGAUGUGGAUGACAAGGCAAUUGAACUGUAUCAUUAUUGCUUAGAGGACGCCUGUUCAACUCAGUAUUCUAUGAUUGUAAGAGUACCUAUUUAUUUGUGCUUUUGCAGUGUAGACAAAGUCAUUGUGCUAUUACCCAAUGAUUUACCAACUGAAAUGUGGGGAGUUUCAGUCCGCUUGAACCCAGAACUAGGGAUGCCGGCAUGUUAACCAACUCAUCCUCGACUGUUGCUCUGUUGCUCUGGUCUGCUGACCAAAUUUGAUAUGCAUGGAUUGGUUGAAGCAAAAGCCGACAGUACCGCUGGCUCCAACCUCCUAUGUUGCAGUGCGCUGACAGGUUUCCCUGCCAGCUGUCUGUACCGGCGUGCAAUCUGCUACAUCCGCCGCUUCAUCUGCCAUCCGCCAUAUAUCCUUCUUUUAGGAGUGACGCGGGGAAACCCCCACAGCGAUUUGCUUUACUGACGUAGGCAUAUGAUUGUGACCGCCCCUGCAUUUUGUGCAUUGCUCUUGCCGCACUCAGGGUUUUGGGUAUAACCGGGGAUCUGGUUUUAACAUUUUACGCUUCAUAAUAUGGUAUUCGGAAAUUGCAUAAACUUAGCUUCUGCGGGAGGGGUGCAGCAAUCUAUCUGUUGGCAUUACUUUCCGGCUUUUUGGUUAUUUUAUAUUUUCGGAAUUCUUACAGACAGGUCACUGCAACGCCAUUCUAAUCGGGAGUUCUUUUGUACUUCAUUGAAUUCCAAUGCUUUUAAUUUGGUUUAUACGAUGAAAAGAUUCGAGGUUAAAAACCGAAUGUAAUCAAUGAAAAUAAUAAAAAUGUUUAUUUUGAAUAAUCGAAAAGUAAAUGUGAUUGAUAAUGUAUUUCCAGCCCAUUGCUAUCCGAUAAUCAGAUUAAAUGUAAUCAUACAUAGUAAAUACAAACACAAAAGUUAGAAAAAUAUUUCAACAAAGCCUAUUUGUGUUUUAAUUACUCUGAUUAACUUCAAGUGUGAUUUUAAAUAUU
Drosophila melanogaster (fruit fly) is the source of this 4114-nucleotide messenger RNA. It is a transcript of the gene uzip, whose product is annotated as unzipped. Bases 264 to 1730 code for a protein of 488 amino acids. The transcript has 5 exons. Gene Ontology annotation, cellular component: membrane. The record is from RefSeq and is marked reviewed. Lineage: Eukaryota; Metazoa; Arthropoda; Insecta; Diptera; Drosophilidae.